AUGAGUAAAUAUUUAGCUUCGGGUGCUUUAGGUGCUGGUGUUUCAGUGGCCAUUGCUAAUUUCUUUUGGGGAAAACCAUCUUCAACUUCAACAGCUUCUCCAGUGGAUUCUUCUUCAGGUUAUGGUGUUCCAGCUCAACAGGGACAAUCUGGUGGCUUGGUCAGUGGGCCAGUUGUCAACCCUUCAGAAUUCUUCAAGUAUGGGUUCCCAGGUCCUAUUCAUGAUUUACAAAAUAGACAAGAGUUCGUGAGUUGUUACGACAGACAAAAACGUAAUCCAUAUUGGGUUGUGGAGCAUAUAACUCCAGAAUCAAUUAAAUCAAAUGGUACAGUUGAUCGUAAAAAAUCUGUAUUCAAAGAAGAUGAAAAGAUUCCAGCAACUUUCAAAGCUCAGUUAAGAGAUUUUUUCAGAAGUGGGUAUGAUAGAGGACAUCAAGCCCCUGCUGCUAAUGCCAAAUUUAAUCAAACAGCUAUGGAUGAAACUUUUUACUUAACAAAUAUCUCCCCUCAAGUUGGUGAAGGGUUCAACAGAGACUACUGGGCCCAUUUAGAAUUCUUCUGUCGUGAUUUGACCAAAACUUAUGGAUCUGUUCGUAUAGUAACAGGUCCCCUAUAUUUACCAAAAAGAGAUCCAGAUGGGAAAUGGAGAGUUACAUAUGAAGUGAUUGGAAAUCCACCAAAUGUUGCAGUUCCAACACAUUUUUUCAAAUUGAUAGUUGCUGAAAACCCAAAUAGAAAUCCAGGAGAUCAAUCACUAGCUGUAUCUGCAUUCGUUUUACCAAAUGCCCCAAUUUCCAAUCAAACACCACUAAGAUCUUUUGAAAUGCCAAUUGAAGCGUUAGAGAAAUCAUCAGGUUUAACAUUCUUACAAAAUGUCCCAGAAAAUAAGAAGAAACAACUGUGUAGAGAAGUUGACUGUUCAAUUGUUGUCAGGGAAUUCAACAAUUCAUUACCACCAAAGAAAGAUAUGUUAUUAUUACCACCACCAAAAUAG
Hansenula anomala is the source of this 993-nucleotide messenger RNA. It is a transcript of the gene NUC1, whose product is annotated as ribonuclease. The record is from RefSeq and is a predicted model, not a curated record. Gene Ontology annotation, molecular function: RNA endonuclease activity; single-stranded DNA endonuclease activity; nucleic acid binding. The transcript has a single exon. Gene Ontology annotation, biological process: apoptotic DNA fragmentation. NCBI's taxonomy places the organism in Eukaryota, Fungi, Ascomycota, Saccharomycetes, Phaffomycetales, Wickerhamomycetaceae. The coding region runs from base 1 to 993 and encodes 330 amino acids. Gene Ontology annotation, cellular component: nucleus; mitochondrial inner membrane.